Messenger RNA from Trichoderma harzianum CBS 226.95, 369 nucleotides. RefSeq lists its product as hypothetical. Lineage: Eukaryota; Fungi; Ascomycota; Sordariomycetes; Hypocreales; Hypocreaceae. The record is from RefSeq and is a predicted model, not a curated record. Bases 1 to 369 code for a protein of 122 amino acids. The transcript has 3 exons.
AUGAAGUCACUUACCACUGCAAUCAUUGCGAGCUCUUUACUGAGUCUCGGAGUUGCUGCUGAUGGUGUUUUCGUCUGCCCUGGCCCCAACUGGACACCAAGCAACCUGUGUAUGGACGUUCAGAUGACCGACGGCGGCUGCUGGACUUCGCCAUGGGAGACUCUGGGAGCAAUCGGCCCCGACUCAGGCUGGAUCUGCUCAAUGUGGGUUGAGCCCGGCAACUGCGUCGCUACCUCUGGUAACCUCAACUCCGGUGGUAUCGAGGCACCUGGCCAAGGCGACUUGCAGACUUGGAACGAUGGACACACUGGCAAGCCGACUGGAUACUGGUUUACCCAGGCAAGAUCCGUCCAGUGUGUGCGUGCUUAA